Gossypium raimondii (Peruvian cotton) is the source of this 1885-nucleotide messenger RNA. RefSeq lists its product as uncharacterized. The coding region runs from base 48 to 1508 and encodes 486 amino acids. The record is from RefSeq and is a predicted model, not a curated record. NCBI's taxonomy places the organism in Eukaryota, Viridiplantae, Streptophyta, Magnoliopsida, Malvales, Malvaceae. The transcript has 8 exons.
UAAAGAUUGUUGUUAGUUGUCGCUCCCUCCAAAAAGAAAAAGAAACAAUGGCACCUUCGGCUCUGCCCAGUUUUUCUUCUUCAUUUCUGUUUCCUCUCAAAACCCAGAAAUCCUUUAAACCCCCAAAACCUCUAACCAUAAUUUGCAGUUCACAAGAACCCAAAAAACCCUCCAAAAACCCACAAAGACCCACUUCAAGGAACAGGAAAAGAACACCAUAUGGGACUUCUAGGAGGUCAAUUCUCAAGAAAACCUUCACUCAGGAGCAGGUCAAGUUCACUGCUGGUGUUUCAGCUGACCCUCAGGUGGGGAUUAUUGGUGGAGGAAUGGCUGGUCUUCUUUGUGCUUUGAGCUUGGAGAAAAGAGGUGUUAAGUCCACUGUUUUUGACACGGGAAUGCAUGGUUUGGGAGGAAGAAUGGGAACUAGAGUCAUUGAUCCUCAACAACUUAUAUUUGACCAUGCUGCUCAGUUUUUUACUGUCAGUGAUUCUCGGUUUUCCAAGCUAGUUGAUUAUUGGUUGGAGAAAGGCUUGGUUCGAGAAUGGCAAGGUUUAGUUGGUCAGCUUGAAUUAGGUGGCCGGUUUAUUCCUCUUCCUUCAUCACCACCAAGGUUUAUAGGUGUCAAUGGGAUGCGCCCUUUAGCCGACUCAUUGCUUUCUGAGACUUCUAUGGUCAAUGUAGUGAGACCUUGUUGGAUAAGUAAGCUCGAGCCAUUUAACGGGAUGUGGCACUUGAGCGAGAAUGGAAAACCUCGUGGAGAAUUUGAUGCAAUUGUUAUUGCUCAUAAUGGAAAAUGUGCAAAUCGCUUGCUUGCUUCAUCUGGAUUACCUCUAAUUGCUAGACAAAUGAAGAGGCUAGAUUUGAGUUCAAUAUGGGCACUUCUUGCAGCAUUCGAGCAUCACCUUCCUAUGGGAGAUGGUAACGUGACAUUUCAAGGAGCUUUUGUUAAGGGAGUUGAUUCCGUAUCUUGGAUGGCAAACAAUUCACUGAAGCUUUUGGGUUCUCAGGGUAAUGGUCCUCACUGUUGGACUUUUUUCAGCACCGCAGCCUAUGGAAAACAAAACAAGGUUCCUCAGGAAAAUAUACCAAGUCAAACAGCGGAAAAGGUGAAAACAAGCAUGCUUGAGGGUGUUGAAGCGGCACUUGGACUACCAAAAGGAUCACUUCCGAGACCUAUUUACAGUAGAGUUCAGCUAUGGGGUGCGGCUCUUCCGACCAACACUCCAGGUAUCCCAUGUAUUUUCGAUCCUCAUGGAAGGGCCGGUAUCUGCGGCGAUUGGUUAUUGGGAUCGAAUUUAGAGUCGGCUGCUUUAAGUGGCAUGGCUCUUGCCAAUCAUAUUGCAGACUAUUUACAAAGUGAUGGAGCAUGUCCUGAAGAGUUUGCUGUUGGCUUAGAGAAGGAAUUCGAGGCAAUUGAAGGACAUGAUAUUGGACAAUUUGCACUUGCUGGGGUUGAAUCAUCCUUAAAACAACACAAUGAAAUGUCAGCAUUUCAACUUGCCACUUAAAAUCUCAAUCUUCAACCUUCAAAGAUUCCUGCAACAGUCCCACAGUAUGAUUUUCUCUUUCCCUAGGAAGAUUUUGCAAAUAGUGAGAUUCAAAUCUAGACCUUCUGGACGACCGUAUGAACCAAGUGAACUGAACUACAUGUUCUUGCUCUUGGCGGCUGACAUUCCUUACCAAUGGCUCUGAUGCAAUCCGUCAGCUAUAAAUCGAAUAUCAAGGUUCGCCAAGCUCCAAUCAUCAUUUAACCAGUAAUGUUAGCCAGUUAAAUUACUAAAUUUUGGCUCUGAUCUCAUGCAAUCCGUUAUUAAUUGUGUAAACAAGAGUGCAAUACAAAUUAUAAUAUUACGUUCUCAGUUGGAAGCAGCAUAGUUAUUUGGCA